UCUCUCUCUGUGUGUGUUUUUAAUGCAGAGCAAGAGAGACAGAGAGAGCCAUGUCUUUGCUAUCAGAUCUCAUCAACCUCAACCUUUCGGACACUACGGAGAAGGUGAUUGCUGAGUACAUAUGGAUUGGUGGUUCUGGCAUGGACCUCAGAAGCAAAGCAAGGACUCUUUCUGGACCUGUGAGUGAAAAAAAAAAGCUUCCAAAGUGGAAUUAUGACGGAUCUAGCAUAGGACAAGCUCCUGGUGAAGAUAGUGAAGUCAUUAUCUACCCUCAAGCAAUUUUUAAGGACCUAUUCAGGAGGGGAAACAAUAAAUUGGUCAUGUGUGAUACUUACACACCUGGUGGUGAGCCAAUUCCAACAAACAAGAGGUUCAACGCUGUAUCAAAGCUGGAGAUGAAUUGUGGGUGGCUCGUUACAUCCUUGAGAGGGUCACGAAGAUUGCUGGGGUCGUGGUUUCCUUUGAUCCCAAACCUAUCGAGGGUGAUUGGAAUGGCGCUGGAGCUCAUACCAAUUACAGCACCAAGUCUACGAGGAGUGAUGGGGGUUUUGAGGUCAUCAACCACCGAACCCCGACCAUGUUCCGACAAGCGCCUCAGCUCAUGGCACGAGCCACCACGGUGGCGAUGAGGUGUCACUGCCAGUUCUCCACCGACGUCCCGGUGGAAGCUUCCGCGGACUCGACGUUCGUGGAGGCGUGGAGGAAAUUGAUACCAAACAUUGAGCCACCGAAGACUCCGUCGUCCUUCAUGGCUCCUCGCCCUUCU
Molecule: messenger RNA, 766 nt
Organism: Camellia sinensis
Lineage: Eukaryota; Viridiplantae; Streptophyta; Magnoliopsida; Ericales; Theaceae
Source: RefSeq, a predicted model, not a curated record